Messenger RNA from Rhizophagus irregularis DAOM 181602=DAOM 197198, 809 nucleotides. The record is from RefSeq and is a predicted model, not a curated record. Lineage: Eukaryota; Fungi; Glomeromycota; Glomeromycetes; Glomerales; Glomeraceae.
UAAAAUGUCACAAAACCAAAAACGAAAGCAAAAGCUUAACAAACCUGCAAGACGGGGCUAUUGUGUAUUUACGGUUGAAAAAAACGGAGAAAAAUCCUUACCCCCACCACCAUCACCGCCGGACCCGAGAAGUGCCAUACGGUUUGAUAUUAAGAGCGAUGAAGACAUCGUUUAUCAAUCUAAUUAUAAAUUUAAUAUCAAAAUUGAAGUCCUCAUUAACAAUUCAACAAAAUCACGAUGUUCUAAAAACAAUGAAAAAAAUGGUACUAAAAAUGCUCCACGCCGUCAAAACGCUUGGAUACUUUAUCGCAGAGAUAAAAGUAUGAAUAAAGAAUUUGAAGGGUUGACAACUGCAAUUGUUUCAUUAAAAAUUCGCGAAAUGUGGGAAAAAGAACCGUGGGAAGUCAAAGAAUUAUUUUCCGCUCUCUCUCGUUUGGCGGAAAAACGUCACAUUGAACAAUACGGUAAAAAUUAUAGAUAUCAACCCGUCCACAUGAAAAAACCAAUAGCACUUCCAAUAAUACUUCCGAUAGCACUUCAGAAAACUUCUUACCACCAAUAGAAUAUGAUCGAAACAACAACAUUUGGCAAGAUCCUAUGUUAAAAUUUAAGUUAAACGAUGAGUAUUCUUUCGUCAAUAAUUUUAUUGAAAUCGAUGAAACAAAUGAAAUUAAUGAAAAAAACGAAUUUAAUGAAAAUACCGAUAUAGAAACAUAUGGAAUAUUUUCUUAAACUUUCAACGCAUGAUGAUUCGCGAAUGUUAUCCUGGUAGAUACUAAAUAAGAUAUGAAAAUAAUAACUUUUUUAAU